CCGGUGCGGCCCUCCGUGCGCGCGCACCGGCAGGCCCUCGAGGCGGCGCCGUCGGGGAUCGUCUCCGGGCUCGACCUCGGCCGCCUCAACUCCUCCCGCGCCGUCGGCUCGCUCCGCAAGGUCGAUGCCGGACCCGCUAGAUGAGGAGGACAGGGCCAAGUGCCCGCACUCCAUCGUGCUCGCCAGCGACGAGUUCCGGGCCCGGGGGCGGACCGUGGAGCUGCCGUGCUUCCGUGCGGGCUCACGCUGUACCCCAAGAUCACGCAGUUCAGGGAGGGGGAGGAGCCGCUCAUGGUCUCCCAGUUCAUGAUGGAGCUGCAGGUCGGUGGAGGAGGAUUUGGCUGGUGAGAUGGCGGGGCGCAAGGAGAUGGCGCUCAACCUGGCCAAGUUCAUCGACAAGGGCAUCCAGGUCAAGCUCACCGGCAGCCGCCAAGUUACAGGAACUUUAAAGGGAUAUGACCUACUGCUGAACUUAGUGCUGGAUGAAGCAGUCGAGUCUGAAAGAGAGGGCGAGCUGGAGGAGAUUGAGAAGGGCUUGGAGCCUUUGUGGGAGCGCUUGGUCCACCCGCUCAAGCGCAUCGUUGACAGGCUGAACGUUGUUCACCACAUCAAGGCUGUCAAGGACUCGCCCGACCUCUGUGCCGCCAUCGAGGAUGUCCAGGUAGUCUCUUCUUCUGUCACGCUGCCUGUGAUCUGGACGAACGAAGUCGUUGAUUGGUUAGCGCAUCAUCAGAUGAUGAUGCUAUCUCUGUAUUCCUUCUUGCUCCAUGAAUUAAUCCUGAUGAAUGCUGCUUGUUUUGCACAAGCUGACAAGGACACUAGCUAGAGCGCACUACCGCACCUCUUCUUCCAGCUGUUAUGUAAUAAGUGUUCUCAGUUGGUAUCAAAUGCGGUACCCUGUUCACCCUGCUUCUGUUAUGUUACAAGUGUUUUGAAUUAAGUCCAUAAAUGAUUGUUGUCCAGUGCACACAGUAGCACUGCAAAAUGCAAGUAUGCUGAUUAUUUUUUGAAAACUCUAUAUAUUAUUUCUAGCAUCUUAUACAUGUAAAAAGAGAGUUAGAAAAUGUGAAUUAAGUGUAACCAUGAGCUUUGUUUGUUCUUGUACUCUUUGUAUGUUCCUGAUCGCCACCACCGACUACGAGCGGGGGUCCUGGUCCUCUCCCUCGUCGUCCUCGGUGGCGGCAUCGCGGCUUGGCGCCAUCGCCGUGCCCUGCGUCAACGUCACGAUCAGCUUCACGGAUCGCCGUCUUCACGAGGUUGGUCGAAGAGGGCUGGAGUUCAUGCUGUUCCUGCUGUCCUUGUUCGUGUUCCUCUUCGGUACCUCCUAGUUCAUCUUCGACCUCAUCCUGGGCGACGGCCGAAGGCAUGAUGAUAGUUCUAUUGCUGUCCUAGUGUAGCGAAGGUAGCCUAGUCGACUAUGGUCGCGUAGUUAGUCAUGCAUACAGUUUCAUCUGACUGGAGCAGGAGCCCAGUUUGUGCUGAUUGUCAAUUCUCAUUGUGAUUGUCCCUAUAUCUGUGUGACUGAUUGUAUUUGUAUCUGUGUUGUAACUGUGUCAUGACAGAAGGAGCCCAGUAUA
Triticum urartu is the source of this 1577-nucleotide messenger RNA. RefSeq lists its product as uncharacterized. NCBI's taxonomy places the organism in Eukaryota, Viridiplantae, Streptophyta, Magnoliopsida, Poales, Poaceae. The record is from RefSeq and is a predicted model, not a curated record. Gene Ontology annotation, cellular component: Lsm1-7-Pat1 complex; U2-type prespliceosome; U12-type spliceosomal complex. Gene Ontology annotation, molecular function: RNA binding.